Molecule: messenger RNA, 2229 nt
Organism: Ilex paraguariensis (yerba mate)
Lineage: Eukaryota; Viridiplantae; Streptophyta; Magnoliopsida; Aquifoliales; Aquifoliaceae
Source: the annotation of a GenBank genome assembly
AUGUCUAAUCUCCAAAAUGAUCCGCUUCUGCAAGUGGAAACAACAUGUGGAUCUCUUUUAUAUGAACUCCAGAUUAUCUGGGAUGAAGUUGGCGAGUCAGAUGCUGAAAGGGACAAAAUGCUGCUUGAGCUUGAGCAAGAAUGUCUAGAGGUAUACAGAAGAAGGGUAGAUCAAGCAAACAGAUGUAGAGCUCAGAUAAGGCAGGCAAUUGCUGAAGCUGAAGCAGAGCUUGCAGCCAUUUGUUCUGCAAUGGGAGAGAGACCAGUACAUAUUAGGCAGUCCGAUCAAAGUCCUGGGAGCUUGAAGGCAGAACUUAAAACCAUACUCCCUCAACUAGAGGAGAUGCGGAAGAGGAAAUGUGACAGAAGGAAUCAAUUCCUCGAAGUUUUUGAACAAAUACAGAGGAUAAGAAGUGAGAUUUAUACAUCCACAGAAUAUACUCCUUCCAACACAGCUGUGGAUGAAACUGAUUUGUCCUUAAGAAAGCUUGAAGAAUUGCACAGAGAGCUGCAUUCACUUCAAAAGGAAAAGAGUGAUCGCCUGAAGCAGGUUUUGGAACACAUGAAUACUUUGAAUUCACUAUGCUUGGUGCUUGGUAUGGAUUUCAAGCAAACAGUUAAUGAGGUUCAUCCCAGUUUAGGCGAAUCUGAAGGAACGAAGAACAUAAGUAAUGAUACUAUUGAGCAGUUAGCAGCUGCAAUACAAAAAUGGCGGGAGGUCAAACUACAGAGGAUGCAGCGGCUUCAAGAUCUGGCAACUUCAAUGUUGGAGCUAUGGAAUUUGAUGGAUACACCAGUUGCAGAGCAGCAGAUGUUCCAGAAUGUUACUUGUAACAUAGCUGCUUCAGAACAUGAGAUCACAGAGCCCAACAUGCUUUCUGUCGACUUCAUUAAUUAUGUGGAGGCAGAGGUGUCUCGGUUGGAAGAGCUGAAAGCAAGCAAAAUGAUAGAGCUGGUCUUGAAAAAGAGGUCAGAGCUGGAGGAGAUUUGUAGGAAGACACAUAUGAUUCCAGAAUCAGAGAGUGCAAUGGAAAUUGCUAUUGCAGCUAUUGAAUCUGGUGCUGUGGACCCCGCCAGUGUGCUUGAACAAAUUGAGCUUCAAAUAGCAAAAGUGAAAGAGGAAGCGCUUAGUAGGAAAGAAAUACUUGAAAAGGUUGAGAAGUGGAUGUCUUCAUGCGAAGAAGAAUGCUGGCUUGAGGAGUAUAACAGGGAUGAAAACAGAUAUAAUGCAGGAAGAGGUGCCCAUCUUAUACUGAAGCGUGCUGAGAAAGCUCGUGCUAUGGUUAAUAAACUUCCAGCACUGGUGGAGGCAUUGGCUUCCAGAACCACAGCAUGGGAAGAAGAGAGAGGCAUUGAGUUCACUUAUGAUGGUAUUCGUCUUCUUUCCAUGCUUGAAGAGUAUACUAUUUUAAGGCAAGAAAAGGAGGAAGAACGCAAAAGGCAGAGGGACCAGAAGAAACUUCAGGGACAGAUAAUAGCAGAACAGGAGGCUCUUUUUGGGUCUAAACCGAGCCCUAUGAAGAAUCAGAGUGGGAAAAAAGGUUCUAGGUUGUCCUGUGGCGGUGCAAGCAACAGAAGGCUUUCUUUAGGAGGACCAAUGGUACAAACUCCUAAACCUGAUAUUCUUCCCUCCACAAAGGCUACUCCCAAUGCACGUCAUGUAAGGAAAAAUGAUCGUCUUCACCAAAAUGACCAACUAAACCAUCCCAGGGAUGAUGGAGUUGCAGCUUUAUCAGCUGGAAGGAGAGGUUUGGACAUUGCUGGUCUCCCUGCAAAAAAGCACUCAUUCAAUGCAGUUAAUGCACGUGAAGCAGAGUCAGCCAUGAUGCGCAAGCCCUUCUCGCCUAUUUCCUCCACAGAUUCAUCAAAGUCCAAUGCAACAACCAUAUUGGAAGACCUGAACAGAAAACAUGAGAUGUUGCAGAAAACACUUACCAAUAUCACUACACCACUAACUACUCCUUCCAAGGUAACAUCUGCUGCGGAUGAAGAAAACAGGACUCCUAAAACAAUGGCAAUUCCUCUGCCCUCUACACCCUCAACAGUAUCAGUUGCAAUGCAGACGGCCAUGACUCCUGCUGCUCCUCCAGUCCUUUAUGGUGCUCAUCCAGUUGAAGAGAUUGAUGAAGAGAUUGAGUACUCAUUUGAGGAAAGAAGAGCUGGUUUUGUGCUUCCUAAAACCCAUCUAAAGACCAUGUUACAAGUUUUGAAACCUCGAAACCUAUACUGA